ACUCUGCAUGCCACGCUCAUCAAAGUCUUUUCUUUUCAACUAUCACUGAAAUGUUUGCCAAAAAACUAAUGUGUUUUAUAUUUUUAUAUCAUUCGUUUGCAUAUAAUUGCCUUUUUGGUGUAAACUGUUUUCAUAAUAACCAUAGAAUUAAUGUUUUAUCUAAUGAUCAUUUCCCCUUGCUCUGUCCUAUAAACAUAGGACCUCCUCUGCUUUCAAAUUCAAAACCAUUUUCCUUGGAGCCAAUGUUUUUUUUAUCCACCAUGAAAACAUGCUGCAUCUUCUUCCUCUACUUGGCGAUUCUCCAACACUCUUUCUACUUCUCUGUUUCAUCAUCACCUCUUUUUCUUCCUCUCUCUCACUCUCUCUCAACCUCCAAACACUCUUUAUCUCCUCUCCACCUCCUCAAAUCAUCCUCCUCCCGCUCCUCCGCACGCUUCCGCCGCCACCACAACCACCACCAUAAACACCAAAAACAACUUCCUCUCCCUCUCUCUUCCGGCAGCGAUUACCUCCUCUCCCUCUCCGUCGGCUCCUCCUCCUCCUCCUCCGCCGUCUCCUUCUACUUAGACACCGGAAGCGAUCUCGUCUGGUUCCCUUGCCGUCCUUUCACUUGCAUCCUCUGCGAAUCCAAACCACCUCCUUCCCUCUCCUCUCUCCCCUCCUCCGCCACCACCGUAUCCUGCUCCUCCCCUUCUUGCUCCGCCGCACACUCUUCCCUUCCCUCCUCCGACCUCUGCGCCAUCUCCGGCUGUCCGCUCGACUUAAUCGAAACCGGAGAAUGCAACAAUUCUUCCUACCCUUGCCCGCCUUUCUACUACGCUUACGGUGACGGCUCUCUAGUAGCACGGCUUUUCUCCGACUCAAUCUCUCUCCCUCCUGCCUCCGUCGCUAAUUUCACCUUCGGCUGCGCACACACCACUCUCGCCGAACCAAUCGGCGUCGCUGGAUUCGGCCGUGGACGCCUCUCUGUUCCCGCUCAGCUCGCUGCUUACUCCCCACACCUCGGUAACAGCUUCUCUUACUGCCUCGUCUCUCACUCGUUCGACUCCGACCGUCUCCGCCGCCCGAGUCCACUCAUCCUCGGCCGCUUCGCCGAAGAAAAAGAGAAACGUGUCGGAACAGAGGACGGCGAUGAUGAGAAGAAGAAGAAGAUCGAAUUCAUCUACACGGAGUUGCUUGACAAUCCAAAGCAUCCCUACUUCUACUCUGUUUCCCUCCAAGGAAUCUCCGUCGGAAAACGGAAUAUUCCUGCUCCGGCGAUGCUUAGACGAGUGGAUAGAUUCGGUGGCGGAGGAAUUGUCGUCGAUUCAGGGACGACGUUCACGAUGCUUCCGGCGAAAUUCUACAACUCGGUGGUGGAGGAAUUCGAUAGCCGGGUCGGGCGGGUUCACGAGCGGGCUGAUUUGCUCGAACCGAGUUCCGGUAUGAGUCCUUGUUACUAUUUGAAUCAGACGGUUAGAGUUCCAGCUAUCGUUUUGCAUUUUGCCGGGAAUGGAUCCAGUGUUACGCUUCCCAGGAGAAAUUACUUUUAUGAGUUUAUGGACGGUGGAGAUGGUAAGAGAGAGAAGAGGAGAGUCGGAUGUUUGAUGCUGAUGAACGGUGGAGAUGAAUCGGAGCUUCGAGGUGGGACCGGGGCGAUUCUGGGGAAUUACCAGCAACAAGGGUUCGAGGUGGUGUAUGAUUUGUUGAACCGAAAGGUCGGGUUCGCCAAGAGGAAAUGCGCAUCUUAUUGGGAUACACUCAACCAGGGCUAACAUGCGCCUAAUCCAAAAUCUUAGCUUGAAUCUUUAAAAUAAGCCCGUUCUUGGUUCGACCUUUAAACCGGAUGGGUCUUAUCGAACGUUAAAUAGAUGUAGCCUUAAUAAUUCGAUGAAACCAUCCUCUAAAAGUAAAUACAGAAGGGUAUGUAAUCGAGCGGGUUCGUAACGUUGUCGAUAUAGUUUUUUAUUUAUUAAAUCAAUAUGAAA
Molecule: messenger RNA, 1967 nt
Organism: Eutrema salsugineum
Lineage: Eukaryota; Viridiplantae; Streptophyta; Magnoliopsida; Brassicales; Brassicaceae
Product: probable aspartyl protease At4g16563
Exons: 1
Coding region: 51-1754 (567 amino acids)
Biological process (GO): proteolysis
Cellular component (GO): plant-type cell wall
Molecular function (GO): aspartic-type endopeptidase activity
Source: RefSeq, a predicted model, not a curated record